Molecule: messenger RNA, 3177 nt
Organism: Onychostoma macrolepis
Lineage: Eukaryota; Metazoa; Chordata; Actinopteri; Cypriniformes; Cyprinidae
Product: uridylate-specific endoribonuclease A-like
Exons: 6
Coding region: 2042-3016 (324 amino acids)
Molecular function (GO): RNA endonuclease activity
Source: RefSeq, a predicted model, not a curated record
GUAACGAUUAACCGCGAGCCGGUUGAAAAUCGAUUCAAAUAUGUGACGAUUCAAAUCGGUUAAGAUGCUAAACAAAUCGCGAUUCAGUUAGGGGUAGGAGUUUAUAUGAAUGUAUGUCUGAGGGGAAGUUACUGUCUUUAGAAAAGUGUAGAUGGUAUUUUUUCAUUUCAUCUUGCCUCUUUAUAUUAAAGUUCAAAGUGCAGCGCUGCUUUGUUUACAGCGGAAACCAAGGAAACGCUUAAAGCGCCACCUGCUGGCAGAGACUGAAUCUGCGUCUCAUUCAGCUCGUCUGCUGUUUCUGUUUCAUGCAGAAAUUUUUUAUGUAUACAGUAGUUUCACAAAACUGAAGUCAGACCAUUCUGUUUUUGCUUCAAAUUUCGAAAUUAUACAAUCUAAAUCUAAUUUAGAUUAAAAACUGCUCAUGUUGCAUGUAUGCAGCAUCUUUGUUUGGAUAAUGAUUAAAAUCCAUUUAAUGAUUUAAAUGGAAAGAGCACAGACAAAGCCUUAUUUUGUUUAUAUGAAGAUAUUUCUUUUAUUUGUGUUAUUUAUUUGAUUUGGAACUUGUUUUAAAAUUUCAAUUUAGUUUUGUUAUUUACAUUUACAUACAACAAAAGAGUAAUAAUAUGCAAGUGCUAUGUUAGUAUAUUAUUAUAGUGUUAUAUUUCAAUUUCACAAAGAAACGUGCUGCAUUUUGUCCAAGCAAUAAUAAAAGGACACAUUUAAUUUAUAAUUUGUCUUAAAUCUCAUUUUGUAAAAAAAAACUCUGACUCGAAUCGAAUCGUGAGUUGAGUGAAUUGUUACAUCCCUGGUGGUCGUCGAGGUGAGCUUCAACAUCCGUGAUUCUGUAAAACAAAAUCACUCUCAUAAGAAAGGUACAAAGCUGUCAUUGGGGUGGUACCAGUAUAAAGGCAAACUGGUAAAUCUUUGUACCUUUUCUGAGAGCGUAUAGGUUUAAAAAAAAAAAAAGUUUAGUAGCUGGUCUGGUCUUGCACGUUAAAGCUGUAAAACUAAUUUUGCUGUUCUGUCAAGUCAAGCUGGACUGAAGUUUGUAGUUUUACGAAUAUAGUUUAAUACUCGUGUAUAUAGAAUAUAGUUUAAUACUUGUGUAUAUAGAAUAUAGUUUAAUACUUGUGUAUAUAGAAUAUAGUUUAAUACUCGUGUAUAUAGAAUAUAGUUUAAUACUCGUGUAUAUAGAAUAUAGUUUAAUACUCGUGUAUAUAGAAUAGUUUAAUACUUGUGUAUAUAGAAUAUAGUUUAAUACUCGUGUAUAUAGAAUAUAGUUUAAUACUCGUGUAUAUAGAAUAUAGUUUAAUACUCGUGUAUAUAGAUUAUAGUUUAAUACUUGUGUAUUAAACUACUUGUGUUAAAGGCACAGACGAAUAAUGAAUCAUUCAAAGUAAUUCUAAACAAACACAGGUUUUAUUUGUCUCUUAAAUACAGUACAAUGCUCAAGGUCUGUCAAGUCGCGUGGGGCAAACCAGCGUUUUAUAACAGGCAUAAAAAUAGGAGAAGGAUUUAGUUCUAAAUAUUAGGGGGUUAUCUGUGUAAAGUUACUCAUUGACCCUGAGUCCUGUUUAUUUUGGAUCCCAGAAGUGGCAUGAAACUCAGCUGUGCCUACUUCUAUAGUUUCACACACUUUCAUUACAAAAUGCUAAACACCACAUUUCCUAUUGUGUAAUUAAUCAGUUUCAUGUUAGUUAUUUGUAUGAAAAACACUUACAAUACUAUUCAGACAAAAGGAACUGUCAUGUAUUUAUUUAUUUUCCUAAAACAUUCUUUUUUAUUAUUAUUUUACAUUAUUUUAAGUCUACAAAUGCUACUACAGGUUCAGGUAAUUGCUGUUACGGUUGUAGCUGUCAACAGCACAAAUCUGCACUACACCCAGGAUUGUGUCACACAAACGUAUAAAAACAAAACAAUAAUAAACUUUAAUCUAGUUAGAUUUACAGUUAUGAACAUUGAACAUGUGAAGACUUUUGACUGAUAAUUAACAUUGUUUUCUUGACUACUAAGACAACAGAUUUCCAAUUUUAGAAAUUGAAUGUUGAAAUUUGAAACUAUAAUUGCAGUAAUUACUGUUUUUCCUCAUCUUUUAUUCUUUCAUUUGCUCAGGCUUUGUCAGGGUUUUGUUUCCACUUCAGGCGCUAACUCUUUCUUUAUCCUUUUGCCAUCCCAACCUUCAGCCAGAGUCUCUGACGCUGAGAUCAAGUCUCUGUCUGAGACGCUGUACAAGUUAGACCAUAACAGAGCCACAGCCUCAGAGCUGGUCAUUGAUCCUCAGACACUGAUCUCUUCAUCUGAGACCGGCUCCGAGGAUGACCAGUCAUCUCGCCCAUUGUUCAAGCAAGUGAGUAGUACUUUGCUCUCCAAGCCCACGUAUCAAGCUCUGCUGAAUCUAUUAGACAACUAUAGAAGGGUGUCAGGGGAAGCGGAGGAUGUGACCUCACAGGAAGAGCAGGAGCAGGACACUUUCCUCCAAGAGGCCAUGAACACUGAUGUGGGCAGGGAGCUUUACAAUUUCCUCCACUCUAAAGGUAUAUACUCAUCACAGAGCGAGUUUAUCCAGGAUCUGAAGAUGAUGUGGUUUGGUCUUUACUCUCGAUCUAAAGGCAAAAAACUGGACUCCAGCGGGUUUGAGCACACCUUUGCAGGGGAAAUUAAGAAAGGAAAGGUGUCUGGUUUCCACAACUGGCUGCAGUUUUAUCUGAAUGAGAAAGAGGGCCUCCUGAAUUACUACAGCCAUAGUUUUAAUGGCCCUUGGACCACAUAUCCUGAUGUAUUGGGAAUGCAGUUUGAAUGGGAUGGCUAUUUCAAAGAGGUUGGUUCUGCCUUCAUUGGCUCUAGUCCUGAAUUUGAUCUGGCUAUCUACAGUCUCUGCUACAUCACCCGUCCUGGCAAGAAGUGUUAUGUGAGUCUGGGAGGAAACACUCUGGGCAUUCAGACCUAUACAUGGGAAAACAGCAGCUAUGGGGAUGGAAAGAAGUACAUUGCCUCCGCUUACCCUGCCUCACCAUGAUUCCCUGUCAUCUGAACAUCAGUAUCAACAGACUCACAACCAAAACAACUCAUAUGUAAUCUUCAUUUUUUCUUGGUUGUUCGAGGUUGAUGUUGAACCAAAUAAAACACAAGAAUAGAAAAACACUCUCCCUGUCUGUAUUUUUACUAAAACAUAAUAAU